AUGGUUUCGAGAAUUUUUGGCGGUAAUCCUUUUGAAGAGUUGGUGGAAAAAGCCACCUCGGAAUUGAACCCCAUAGGUCAAGAUAACUUGGCUCUGAAUCUUGAUAUAAGUGAUCAGAUCCGUAGUAAGUCGGUUCAACCUAGAGAGGCACUGAGAGUUUUAAAAAAAAGGAUAAUGCACACAAAUCCGAAUGUUCAACUCUUGGCUCUUAAUUUAACUGAUACUUGUAUUAAGAAUGGUGGCCAUCAUUUCUUAGUCGAAGUCGCUUCAAGAGACUUUGUCGAUACCUUAGUGUCGAUUAUAAAAUCGAGUAAUUCUAAUCCUGAGGUUAUACAAAAGCUACUUGGAUUGAUUCAGACGUGGAGUUCAGCUUUUGAUGGCAGACCCGAACUUAAGUAUGUUACGGAAAUUUAUUAUUCGUUGAAACACGAGGGUUACAUAUUCCCAAAAAUUGAUAAGGCACCUACAGUUAUGAUUGAUACUGCAACGCCACCAGAAUGGACUGAUAGUGAAGUUUGCGUGCGAUGUAGAGUACCAUUUACAAUGAUAAAUCGAAAGCAUCAUUGCAGGAAUUGUGGUCACACUUAUUGUGGUGAAUGUUCCGCUAAGACAACAUCACUACCACAUUACGGUAUAAACGAACCUGUGCGCGUAUGUGAUACAUGUUACAUGAAAAAGCAACAAAAAGAUAAAGGCGUUGAUCUUUCGAGUUUUAAGUCUUAUUCAGCUCUUACACAGCCCACAUUAUACUCAAAUUCAAUCUCGACUUCCGUUAACGAAGCUGAAUACAAUAGAAACUAUGUACAACCUGCACUGCAGAAAUCUGCGAAAAAAGUUGAGCCCGUAAAGCAAGUAGUAGUAAAACAGGAGGUAGUAAAGCAAGAGGAAGAAGAGAUGGAUGAAGAUUUGGCUGCUGCUAUUCAGGCUUCCCUUCAGGAAAUGCAAAUUAGCAAAACCCAAAAAUCACCUGCUUACAACGCAGAGAACAUUUAUAACUAUUCAGAAACGCUUGAACGAAUUCGACAAAGUGGUGGAGAUUUGAUGAGAGAUCGUCAAAUUCAGGAAUUGCAUGAACGAGUUGGAGAGUUGAAACCAAAAUUAACCAAAAGUUUGACCGAAACGAUACAAAAACAUCAGGAUCUUUUGGAUAUGCACGAGAAAUUGUCGCAAGCUGUUAAAUUGUAUGAUCGAUUAUUGGAUGAAAGAUUUUCAAAUUCGUCACGACGUAUAUCUACUAUUUCUUAUUCUAUACCCCAGCGAGCAGCCUCAUCAGGGAUUUCCGGCGUUGGAAAUAUUUAUCCUUCUGUUGCAUCCCCAAACCAAACAUCAAACAUAUAUUCGCAUGUACCAGCUUAUCCAGUCGCGUCAGCACCUGCAACUUCACCAUCCUAUGUAGCUGCACAAACG
This is a messenger RNA of Scutellospora calospora, 1407 nucleotides long. Lineage: Eukaryota; Fungi; Glomeromycota; Glomeromycetes; Diversisporales; Gigasporaceae. The record is from the annotation of a GenBank genome assembly.